Messenger RNA from Paramuricea clavata, 5053 nucleotides. The record is from the annotation of a GenBank genome assembly. Lineage: Eukaryota; Metazoa; Cnidaria; Anthozoa; Malacalcyonacea; Plexauridae.
AUGUUUAUUGAGCGAGGCUGUGACGACAAUCACAACGAUAGGUAUUGUCCAAAUGGUGAUGACACAUGUGAAAGAAAGAUUCUGGAUCAUUUCCUAAAAUCAUGUUUUGGAAUAUGCUGUAGCAGCGAUAAUUGCAACAAUUACACUCCCGAUCGCGACAGUGCCACAGGUGUCAUGGCCGCGAAAUUUAUUCUCUGUUUGAUGGUCAUUGUGGGAUAUUUCUUAGCCUAAACUUUCUAAGUUGUUGUUGUAUUUGAAUAUCAUGUAGUUUAGUUUAGUGUUGCUCAACCGCUAAGCAACCUAUGGUAAAACACAUUUAUAAUCAUAAUUAUAAUCACUAUACUCGAAAAUAGAUAAUAGCUCUACUUUCCAUAAGGGUCGACCGACUGGGGCAGAACCCCAAAAAUUCAUGCAAAGAGUGGAAUUUGAAAAUUCAUGCCAGCAUUUAGAGAAAGAAAAAAGUUUAAGCAACUACAUAGAAUAUACAGAAAUAUACAGAUAAAAUUCCUCCAGCACAACUUCUACACUGUCAAUUCCUCCCUCCCUCCCCUCCCAGGAUACUUAAUGAUCUACAUCAAGUCAAAAGUGAUACAUUUUGGAAGUCAGUUUUAAUCUUAUACUGUCCAGUAUCCACUUAAGAUUUUAUUUUCAAAGCGUCAGAAAUUAGAUUCUGUUGUGCAAACCACUUCCUAUAUAUAGGCUGUGCAAAAUAAACUUAUGCAAAUAUUUUUUUGUAAUUUUGAAGAGUCAUUAUAUCGAAGGCAUCCAUGCAAAAAUUAAUUGUUCCACAACAUAUGUAAUCAUAAUUGUAAUCAUUAAUCCGAUUAUGUGCACAAGAAUAGUGUUAACAAGUUACUAUACUAACGAUUUUGUGUAGUCUAAUUUAUAUGUAAAUUUGAAGGCCACAGGCUCAGGUUUCUCAGCUUCGCUGUUGUGUGCACUCGGCUCGUAAGAUAAAGUUUAUUUCAUUAAUCAUUCAUGUAAUAGUCCUCGUGUGAUGUCUACAUUGUCUUGUAAUGCGUCUCGUAACCUGUCUUGUCCCAUAUCGUGCUGUUGUUAGUUUUUUGGGGAAGAAGCAGAAUUCUCUGUCAGUCUGUGAGCUGUGUUUAAAACCAGCUUGAAUAUUAAACAACAAUUAAAAUAUAAAUAUUCUGCAUGGUACGAAUUUAGUAAGCUUGAUAUACAGAAAUUUUUGUUUAAAGAGAAAUUGGUGGGGUAUUCUGCUUUUAACUCCCGAUAUUUUAAAGUUUGUUUGUCUUGUAUUGUGUAAAGGGUCGCUGUAAUUGGCGGAAGCUGUAGCGUAUACCCAGCCAUGUCAAUGUAUGUAUCUCAACUGGUGGCGCAACACAGAAGCCCCGGGUACGAGACGAAAUCACUCAUGCAGGCGCUCGCAACAUAUCAUGGGAUGCGGACAUUCUCGUCGGAACAACCACUGAGCUCGAUGUAACUGGACUAAUAAGAUCUUCAGUCAAAUGGUGGUAAAUCAAGUCAAAAAAGCGGUACAUUUGGGAAGUUGGUUUCAGUCUUUCACUGUUCAGUAUCCACUUUUGACUUUAUUUUCAAACCGUAAGACAUUAAAUUCAGUUGCAUGUACAAACCACCGGGUAAAGACCUACCUAAAAUAUCAUGUUUUGUGAUUGGCUUUCAGCUAGAAACAAAUCAAAAAGAAAAAUUGUCAUUGUUCAGGCUCGUUCUUUAGAAAGACGAUUUCUAUAGUCAGUUUAUUGUCUUUCAUUGUUAUAAUCAACCAACCACGAGCCUGGAUAGUAUAGGUAGAUAAUGACCCAAACCACUUCCUAGGCUGUGCAAAAUAAAUUUAUGCAAAUAUUUUUUUGUAAUUUUCAAGAGUCAUUCCCGAAGGCACCCAUGCAAAAACUAAUUGUUCUGACAAUUGAACAAUUUAAUUCCUUGAUAUAUGCAUACUUUAAAAUUUCCAGUCUGAUUCGAGUACAAUUUUAUCCUGACAAAAAAACGUGUUGUUUUGAUGCGAGGUCGAUAUUAUUGAAAAAAAGCAAUAUCGUAUCGGCCUAAACUUUAAUGAACAAUCAAUAAACGGCGUCUUUAAGACAAUAUCGCCACCCAUGCACUGCUAAUGAGUUUUGUACUUGACAAAAGUAAUCCAUCUAAUUAGCGUCAGGCAUCUAUUCUGACCAAUAGGAAAGAUAUAUCCAGGUGCAAUGUAAUAUUUAUUGUUUUCUAUGGCACAUUUAAUGAAGGCAUGAGAUGCAAUGACGCUUUUACAGACGCAUUUUUACUGCUUGCAAACGAGAAGUGAUCGAAGCUUGCUCUGUUGAGAACAUCAAAAACUUGCGUAAUUUAGGUAAGUCAUGGUCGUUUAGUCUUUCUUCUUCGUCUCGAAAUAUACAGUAGUAAAGUAUUAACCUAGCUAGUCUGUGCAUGCCUAUGCGGUGGGUAGUUUCAAUAAUAAGUUAGGAGCGAAGACCCUCCUAACAAUCCGACGAAACGAAACGCUCGAAACGUCGAAGUUUUUGUAUAUUUCAUGUUAUAUAGUUGCAUUUUUAUCAAUUCGAAGCUUUCUCAAUAAGUUUUAAUCUUAUUAACCUAUCUUGUUCGUAUAAACCAUGUUUCAUAGUUACAUUUAGGGUUUUUAAUUCACAAAAUGUACGAUAAAAACUGUAGGUCAAACUCUGAGAAGCAUCGCAAGAAUUUCAUUUCCAGUGACUCUUGACUCGAGUCGAGCAGAAACCUUUCGCUUACUAUUGAUCGUUGGCGUUGCCUGCACGGGAACGACACAUUUGAAAUAUUCGAAAUGAAUCAUCCGUCGUAGAGUGUAAAUAAACAGAGAUCCUGGUCUUCAGACGCUGCGAAUAGAUCUAUGUCGUGGCAAAUAUAGUUCUGAUGACAAAUGAUUAGACGAAUAGGCGGUUGAUGAGCCCGAUUUAUGAUAGUUCUCUCUGUAUUCGUACUAUAUGUUAAGAUUAAGAAUUAUUCUGCAAUAUUCUACGCCCUUUCUCAAGCGGAUGAAUCAAAGAAAAUUAACGAAAACGAAAACUUAUUUCGGGCAUGUCCACGCCUAGCUGAUCUGUUUAUGUAUCUGACAAUAAAUAAUAUUCUAUACAAUAACUCUACCGUGGUUUGUGUCUGAACUACCUGAAUAAGUGUCUCAAACGUUGUGGUCCAGUAUAGGUAGUAUUCUACAAUAAGCUGCCGUGGUUUUGUCUGAACUACCGGCUGACAAAGAUAUCUCAAACGUGGUGGUCCAGUACCUUGUAGGUAGUAUUCUACAAUCUAAACUACCUAAGCUGUCUUGGUUUGUGUCUGAGCUACCUGAAAAGAUUAAAAAUACUUUAAUUACGAGCGAAGACCCUUACUUGGGCUACUAACAUCUUGACAAAAGACCAGUUCGAAACGUUCAAACAUUUUUAUGUUUUCCCGACAGUUUACACGAACCAAGGCAGCUUAUUUUUUUGUUUGGCUAUUGGGACGGUAAUAUCCAUGGUUUCCAUCGCCAUGGACGCUCAAUCUCUCAUUAGAUCUUUUAUGUUCCAAAUUAAUUAGUCGUUAAUGUGGGCGCUGUCUGUAGUUUGUGUAUAAUAACAUUUCAAAUUUUGUUUUAGAUUUGUCCGAGCAACAUCCUGUCACUAUGAUUUCAUCAAGUCAUUUUAACAAAAUUUUUCUUACUCUUGCAAUUGCGCUGACUUUCUCAGCUAUAGGUAAGCAAUUUUGAAUCUUUAAUGAAUUAUUCCGGCUAUAUACUAAAUUUUGAUCUAGGGAGGAAGAAGAACAAAAUCCAUCACCACAGCUAGAAAGGAUAGCUCUGUCAGUUUUUAAACUGUUCUCCCUAGAUAGAGGUCCAGUGCAGAGGAUAAUCUCUUAUUGAUCCGGUAUUACCACAGGAGGAAACCUAAACUAAACUAACUUGAUUUAUACUACAGGAUAGCUCGGUCAGUUAUAAACUGUUCUCCCUAGAGGCCCAGUGAGGAUAAUCUCUUAUUGAUCCAGUGUUAUCACAGGAAGAAACAUAUAAACUAAACUAACUUAAAAAUUUUAUUUAUACUCAGGGACACCGGAACGAUGUGAAGGCAAGGGGGGGGAGAUUUUCGUGACAGGGCACUUUUGAAUUGAUAUAUACUAAGAGAUGUUUGCAAAACAUGAGGAGUUGAACUUCGCCUAACCAUGUUUUCUAUUUAUUGGAUGAUAGGGAUGUGAGGGGUUUCUCCGCCACUAGGCGAUUGUGCUAUUCUUGAAGCUCGAUGACUGCAUUUCUUGCGUUUUCUGAAGCAAAUUCGUAAAAGAAUCUCACUAACAUUUCUGACAAUUCGCUAUUUCGCCAAGGCAAUCCUUUAAAGUGAAAGGGCACCUUUCCCCCCCCCCCCUUUGCGCCUCCUGGUAAAGACCGAUGGGGGUGGCUGCCCCUUCCUGUUUAUACUGGAUAGCCUUAUCAGUUCUAAACCGUUCUGGCUAUAGAGGUCCAGUUAAGCCCACCCCUAACUACUCUAUAGUGUCACUACAGUACAUGAGAAAAACGGCGCAUCCGGAGAAAACCAGUGGUGGUUGAUAGAGUCAAACUCAAAGCACUCUUCUCACAUGCAUGGAACUAAAGUGAAAUUAUAAUCAGACAACUGUUUAUUUCAGGAAUCGAACUCCUGCGGCAGCAAGCCGUAACCACACAAACACUAACUACCGUGCCAUCAUAAACGUACGAGUAAUUUCAUUUUUCAUUAUAUAUCUUUUAGGGAGCGCAUUGAUGUGCAACGUAUGUUCUUACACAUCAGCACAACCUAAGGCACAGCAAAUGUGCGGGAAUAAUACAGUCAACUGCGCGACAGGCUACUGUUUUUCGUCAACUUACACCACGGAUACCGACCUAGUGGUGACUGUUCGUAGCUGUGACGACCCUAACGACAGAUCUUGCCCAGAUGCUGAUGAUACAUGCGAGAAACGAACCAGCAAGUUUAACCUGAAAUCAUGUGCUGGAAUGUGCUGUACCACCGAUAACUGCAACAAUUAUACCCCCAGUAGUGCCACUGGUAUCAUGGUCGCAAAAUUCAGCCUGUGUGUGAUGGUCAUAGUCGGUUUCUUUCUAGCUUAA